UAUACAUGUACAAUUGGAGGAUAGGCAGAUCAUCGAACAAGAAAAAUAAAAAGAUACAUGGUAAAAAUAGCCUGGGUCAGGGUACAGUUCCCACUGGAUUAUGUAACAACGAUGAAGAGCUUUUCCGAGAUAGAUCCUGCAAGCAACACCACUGUGAGUGAAACCCCAGCUCCAUCAACAGAAUUUAGAGCUGACCCAUCGGAACCUCAAAACUCUCCCAGCAUCGAAGUGGUUUCCGUGACAGAGGAAGACCUACCUACAGUUGAAACGCCAAACACAAUAAAUGUCAGCCCCCUGGGUAGCUUAGAUAACUCACUUUCUGACCACUUCAGAAAUCCCAUAGACUCCCAAACGGCAUCAAGUCCUACCAUGCCAGUUACCAAGGUUCAGCCAUUUAUGCAUGAGGAUGAUUUGGUGAAAGGCUGGAAGAAAACACUACUGGCCCAUCGCAAGGGAUUGAUAAUUGCCACGUGUAUCAUAGUGGUUUUUGCUCUUGCUCUUGGUAUUGGCCUUGGAGUGGGUCUAAGCUGUAUUGGUAGGUUUCGCUGUGGCUUUUCCUCCCAGUGCAUCAGAAGCUCAGCACAAUGUGACGGGGAGGUGCAAUGUGACAAUGGAGAGGACGAGCUUGGCUGUGUGCGUCUUAGUGGGCGGAGUUCAGUCCUGCAGGUCCAGAAAGCAGGUGUUUGGAAGACAGUCUGCUCAGAGGAUUGGAAUAACUGGCUGGGGCUCUCUGCCUGCAAGCAAUUGGGAUAUACAAGUUAUAUCGAGUCAUUCUUCAUCUCCCUGACCUCCAUUGAGCAGGACCUACAGUACAAUCUGAUGUCCAUCAAUCUGAGCAAAACACAAGUCGUUAAGCUUCAAAACACAACAACCUUCAGUAAAACCCAGUGCAGUUCAGGAAAAGUGACAACGCUAAAAUGUCUGGAGUGUGGCUCCAGGCCCAAAUACUCGACUCGCAUAGUUGGUGGGAACAUCUCCAGGCCAGGUCAGUUUCCCUGGCUGGUUAGCCUUCAGCAGUGGAUCAGCAAUGAACACCUCUGUGGUGGUUCUAUCAUAACGUCACGUUGGAUUCUCACAGCAGCACACUGUGUGUAUGGAUUUGCAGACCCUUCCUUGUGGGUUGUCCAUGUGGGAGAGGUAGAACAACCAGUCCAUGGUGCCGAGUCACUUGCAGUGGAGCAGAUCAUAUACCAUGCUCGCUAUCACCCCAAAGGAUUGGAUUAUGAUAUUGCACUCAUGAAACUGACCAAACCCCUUGUAUUCAAUGGAUUUGUGGAGCCCAUCUGCUUGCCUAAUUAUGGGGAAGAAUUUGACGAGGGCACUAUGUGCUGGAUCUCUGGAUGGGGAGCAACUGAGGAAAAAGGAGAGACCAGUGUGGUUUCACGUUCCGCCAUGGUGCCCAUACUCUCCACAAAGACCUGUAAUCAGCCACAGGUUUACCAGGGCUUUAUCUCACCCUGGAUGAUUUGUGCAGGAUACUUGGAAGGAGGAACCGAUUCUUGUCAGGGGGACAGUGGAGGUCCUCUUGCCUGUGAGGACUCAUCUAAAUGGAAGUUGGUUGGGGCAACGAGCUGGGGGAUUGGCUGCGCUGUAAAAAACAAGCCAGGGGUGUACACCAGGAUCACACAGUCACUUAACUGGAUCCGGCAACAAAUGGAGAGGGAAGACGCUAUUAAUUCAUCAAGUAUAAACUGAAUCACAAGACCAGCGUUUUUAGGCCGCUGAUAAUGAAGAAAAUGUUUAAACUGACACUGCUUGCAAGCACAGCCAUUGUGUGACGAAUGUGACAUCAGCAUGCUCGUACAGAACAUAAAUGCUGAAACACUCGAAACAGUUUUAAAAUGUUAUAUUUACUGUACCUGUUCAAUCUGUCGCUGUCUUUUUCCUUUCUUCAUCUUUUCUCAGACCACACUAAAAUAGUACUGGCCAACAGCUAUUUCGUUUACAAUUGGGAAAUGUUAACCUUUAUUUUCAUUUAUCUGCACUAUAUAGCAUCAGAAAAAUUGAAUUCUGUUUUAUUCACUUUAUUACAUAAAAUUUUUUCCACUGGAAUGCACAUGAUAGAGGUUAUGUAAUCCCCUUUAACGUCCUUAUUUUCAUCAUUACCGUCCGUAUUGGGAGAAAAGCAGAAUCGUUAACGUUAUUGCAGAUGUUUAAAAAAAGAAAAACUAUACCUGCGUAGAAGGGAAAUGGAAAGACUGGGACGGAGAGCAACGGAAGACCACCGCAGGACAAAGUGGG
This is a messenger RNA of Corythoichthys intestinalis (scribbled pipefish), 2241 nucleotides long. It is a transcript of the gene tmprss3a, whose product is annotated as transmembrane serine protease 3a. Gene Ontology annotation, biological process: proteolysis. Gene Ontology annotation, molecular function: protein binding; serine-type endopeptidase activity. The coding region runs from base 58 to 1695 and encodes 545 amino acids. The transcript has 14 exons. The record is from RefSeq and is a predicted model, not a curated record. NCBI's taxonomy places the organism in Eukaryota, Metazoa, Chordata, Actinopteri, Syngnathiformes, Syngnathidae. Gene Ontology annotation, cellular component: membrane.